CAAGCGCCCACGGACGCGCUACGAUUCCGGACUAUACCGAACCUAAUUAUUUUAAAUUAAAUAAGUAAAUAAUGACUGUUUGAUCCCCGAAGUCCCGUGGUGCUGUGACCAAUAAGUGCGUUUUUUUAAAUCCGUGUUACACGACACACGCACACAUUGAUAGGCAAUCACCAUGCCGAUCGGCAACGUGAGCAAUCCGGGGACGAAGCGGGACAACUACCGUCCGCCCUGGGUGAAGGACAAGGACGCUGAGGCGCCCCCGCCCUGGACGCAGAAGAAGCUGAAGCCGGUGGAAGCGAAGGGUGAGGAGGAACAACCCGCUCCUAAGGCUGCGAAACCUGGCUUGAAGAAACAAGCAACAAUAAGAGAAAAAGAAGAUAAAAACAAGAAUGGUGUCGCAGAAUCUGUAGCUGAAGAGAAGUUAGUAAAACCAUCGACAGCGAAACAAUUAGACAAAGCAGCGAAACCAGCCGAAGAGAAACCACGGUUUACUAAAUCAAGUCUCAAGUCUGCUGAUAAAACUUCCAAAACUGAAGACAAGACUUCUAAAAUUGAGGAAAAAGUCACAAAUAAUAAAACAGAAGAAAAGAAACCAACGCUAAGGACUGUUAGAACUAUCGAUGACAAAGCUAAAGAAAAAUCUGUCACAAUAGUCGACAGAAAAACAGAUAAGGCUGAAGAUAAAGUAGAAAAACCAAUUAAAAAUGGGGCUACUAAACCUAGUAAUGCGGUAAAUAACAAAACAACAAAUGAUAAGAAUAUUACUAAUUCUACAAGCAAGGACACAAAGCCUGCUGCCAAACCUACACCUAAAGUAGAAGAUAAAGUUGAUACCAAAUCCAAGAUGGCUACCAAGCCUCCAACACCUCUAGAAAAAACUCCUUCGAAGCUGCCACCCCGAAAGCCGUCACUGCAGAAGCAGCCUUCUAAAGAUGAAAUAGCAACAAAGAAAUGGCGGGACCCUCUUCACGAGCGAGUGAAGGAGAAUAUCGACAAGACAUUGGCCAAUGAGAUUCCCAAAGGGCACACACUUACCAAGAACGAGAGUUUGAGAAGCUUGCUGAAGCCCACACCUCCUCCGAUGCCACCGCCGCUGCCGCCGAAGAUGCCACCACCUCCAGAGUUCAAGAAGGCGCCGCUAGACCCGGCCAAGCUGAAGAAGGUGGAACAACUCCGCAGUAGACCGCGGAGGAGGCCAGAUUGGAGCGACAUGAUGAAGGAGGUCGAGCAAGGAAAGAAGCUGAAGCACGUCGUUUGUAAUGACAGGUCCAGUCCGAUUAUUACAAGAUCGACGGUAGUCAAGAAUAAAGACCAGUUCAUUUUCGAAUCGGAGAAGCCUAAUUCACACAAUGAACUACUAAAAGAGAUCAACAAAGGCGUUAAAUUAAAAAAAGUAAAAACCAAUGACAGGAGUAAACCUAAUCUUGAAGGGCUAAGGAAAUUCAGAAGACAAAUGACAAUUGAAGAGCAAGUACAAAAGUCAAUGUCGCAAGCCAAUAUAAUGGCCUCGCCAUCAGGAGCUGCUAUUCCAGAGCAAGGCGGUGUCCUACCGGUAGCAGCGACAGCAGAAGAGGAAGAGAUUGAUGAAAUGGAUGAUAUUGACAAAGUCAGAGAUGAUCUCCAAUCUACUAAGCAACUUUUAGCUAUUGAACUUAGAAAUAAAGAAGCCCAAGAAAGGGAAAACAAACGACUGUUGACAAGGAUACAAAAUCUAGAAGCUGAGCUUGCAAGAGAACGUGCCAUUAUUAAACAAGAACAACAUAAGACUGUUAUAUCAGUAACGGACGCGUACGACGAAAGACUUGUCAAUAGUCUUAAAUCGGAAAUUGAUAAAACCAAGGAAAAUGCAGAUAAUUUAGAAAAACAGUAUUUACAGGCCGCAGAAGAUAGAGAUACAGCUUUAACAGAAUUAGAAGAAGUCAAGAGACGAAAUGCGGAAUUAGAAAAGAAAUUAGAACAGGCGUUAUCGAAUAAGCUUGAAGAAAUGUAUAUAUCGGAGGAACCGUUAUCAUUCUAUCAAAAAAGGCAGCUUGAUUUUGAGAAGCAAUGUAGGUUAUUAGAUAUAGAUAUCAAUUCUCCAGAAGCCCAAGAACUGAAAAAAUCUUCAAUUGAUGCUAAUAAUAAUGUCGCUUCUGCUAAUUUUUCUUACACUAACAGAGACGAUGAGGGUAUUAUGCCUUCAAACAUGAAUUCGAGACGUUCCAGUCACGCUAUCAAGCAGCUCUCAGUUACUAAAGAUGAUAGUUUCGAGGAAGAAUCAGAAUCCGAAGAAGAAGAGGAGGAAAGCGAAGAAAAGAAACAAAAACGAAUGGAAAAAGAAGUACGCAACAUGAGAAACAGAAUCAGACAUUUGAAAGAAAAGCAAGACCACAUGAAGAAAGAGAGAAUGGGCUACAAAAUGGCGUUGAAAAACCAACAGGCCGCUCUCAAGGAUGCAAAACGAAAAUACAAGGAAUUGAAGAAAGAAGUCGAUAAGAUGGCACUGAUGAUGAAAGAAGUGGGUUCCGAUGACGAAGAUGAAGAUGAGGAAGAUGAAGAAUCUGAAGACGAAAAGAAGAGUGAGUCGGAGGAAGAAGAGACGGAGACAGAAACAGAACAGGACACUGAGAGUGAAACUGAAAGCGAAAGUGAACCUGAAGACGCCCCACUUCCAAAGAAGAAGGAGAAUCUGUCAUCGAGGUUGAAGAGACACGAGUCCAGGGUCAACGCAUUGAAGAAAGGCAAUGCUCUGUUGAUGGCGAACGUGGACCGACUGAAGGACGAUGUGCUAAAGCAGAGGGAGGAGUCACAGACUCUACAGAAAGAGCUAGACUCACUCAUUGACGACUUGGAGUGAUUCACUCUAUACCCGAUUAGUUUAAGUAAUCUAUGACGUGAUAAAGUGCUACCAAAUAUCGUUUAAUUUAUAUCAAAUCGCGCUGAUGACUGCUGGGUCACCGCUGAACUCUAUCUUUACGCUAUUUUGUUACCGUAUCGGUGUCGCGAAUGGAUAUCUAUAGGAAUUUCUAAAUCAAAACACCGACGUUGCCGUCGACAAAACAGCAAGUUUAAAACAAAAACUAUCAUUGUACGUACUUCAAAUGCGGUGUUAAUCAAAUGCGGUGCGAUAGAUCGCAUCGCAUUUUAUUACAAUGAAAGUAUUUGAUUACAUAGACUAGAGUCUAGCCGAACUUUUGACAAAUUCCGUGGCCUAAUGGUCAUCAUACCGGACUGCUACACUGGAGGUCCCGGGUUCAAUCCCCGGUCAAUCUUGAUCGAUCUGGGUCUUGGAUGUUUAUCUAUGUAUGUAUAUGUUCGUGUAGAAUAUAGUAUCAUUGAGUUAGUAAGUAUCCCAUAACACAAGUUUCGAACUUACUUUAAGGCUAAACUCAAUCUGUGUGAUUUGUCCCUAUAUAUUUAUUUUUAUUUUACUUAUUGACACGACCGGGAUCCUGGAAUAAAAAAUUGAAGAUAGGAAGCCCAAUAAGAAAAGGCAUGAGUUUUACGUUAACUUAAAUUUUUCGCUCUUAUUGUAUUAUAUUUAUUGUC
Plodia interpunctella (Indianmeal moth) is the source of this 3528-nucleotide messenger RNA. RefSeq names its product sarcomere length short (gene sals). Lineage: Eukaryota; Metazoa; Arthropoda; Insecta; Lepidoptera; Pyralidae. Bases 173 to 2836 code for a protein of 887 amino acids. The record is from RefSeq and is a predicted model, not a curated record. The transcript is spliced from 13 exons. Gene Ontology annotation, molecular function: actin binding.